Molecule: messenger RNA, 1326 nt
Organism: Boleophthalmus pectinirostris (great blue-spotted mudskipper)
Lineage: Eukaryota; Metazoa; Chordata; Actinopteri; Gobiiformes; Gobiidae
Gene: tada1
Product: transcriptional adaptor 1
Exons: 8
Coding region: 27-1025 (332 amino acids)
Biological process (GO): regulation of transcription by RNA polymerase II
Cellular component (GO): SAGA complex
Molecular function (GO): transcription coactivator activity
Source: RefSeq, a predicted model, not a curated record
CGUCAUUAUAAGCGACAACGAACGCAAUGGCUGCUAAUUCAAGUGAGCUCGAAAUAGCAAAGAAAAAUCUUACUGAUGCCAUUGGCGAUAAUGUUAAACAUUAUUGGGCAAAUCUGAAGCUGUGGUUCAAGCAGAAGAUCAGCAAAGAAGAAUUUGAUAUAGAGGCACGUCGUCUGCUUGCACAAGAAAAUGUUCACUUUCACAAUGAUUUCCUCCUGGCCAUUUUAACCCGCUGCCAGAUCAUCGUCUCCACACCAGAGGGCGUACCGUUACAGUGGUCAAGUGGCCCUGCUUCAAAGCCUGGAAAACCAAAGGUGAAAAAAAAAAGUUCCUCAAGACAAAAAUUUGACCAUCGAUUUCAGCCCCAGAACCCUCUGAGUGCGGCACAGCCCUUCAGUCCACGGGAUGCAGGUGGAGAGGAUGAAGAGCUGCGUCUCAGUGCCCACACAUUGUUGCUUCCCACACGAGGUCAGUUGGAGGCCCGCAUGAUGGUCACAGCCUUUGAACUGGGUCUGGAUAACAUCACAGAGGAAGCUGUGAACACAAUGGUCCACGCGGUUGAGCAUCACUUGAAAGAUGUCUUGACAGCUGUGAUCACCCGAAGAAAAGCUUACCGGUUACGAGACGGUCAUUUCCCUUAUGCAUUUGGUAACGAUGUGAUGCCUCAACCAUAUCUGAAAAAUAGUCUCGCUGCUUAUCACAGUGUUAUGGAAUGUCCUCCUCCAAGUGCCUCUCUUCCGGCUGGGCCUCCAGUUCAGGUGUCACCAGAUGAAGCUGAACAGCAGGCUGUUCAUUUAUUAGCGUGUUCUGCUGAUACUCUUCCUCCGUCCCUACCUCCAAUCAACAUGUUUGAUCUUCUAGAGGCUUUACAAGUAAACCAUGGCGUGAUGCCUUCACAUACAAUGUAUGCUCUCAAUAUGGAACGCAUUUUGUCACGGCUCUGGCACCCCAGUCACGAAGAACUUGAACAAGAUCAUGUACAUCGGCAGCGAAUUUCCUCAAAGGAUGGUAUAUUAGUUGGUUGAUAGAUUUCAUAAAUCAAAACUGGAACUCUGUGGAUGGUAUUAUUUCUAUAACAUUGGAACCUUCACGUGGUUCUUGUUGUGUAUAAAAAUGAAUGGACCAGGUUUUGUUACUCUGCCGAUUACUUUACUUACUUACUUUACUUACUUCACUUUUAUAUGGAAUUUAAAAUAUCCAUAGUUCUUGGAUUUGUGUUCUUCAUCUUUUCUAGAAGUAUGGCCAAUGUGUAAUGUGUUUUUUUUUCUGUACAGUGUUAAUAAAAUAUUUUUGUACUUGUCAACUAAUUAAAAUGCAGCAAGCCCA